Anthostomella pinea is the source of this 1287-nucleotide messenger RNA. The record is from the annotation of a GenBank genome assembly. NCBI's taxonomy places the organism in Eukaryota, Fungi, Ascomycota, Sordariomycetes, Xylariales, Xylariaceae.
AUGUUGGCCAGAACGGCAGCGUCGGCGUUGCUCGCCACUGUAAUCACCCAAACUCUGGCCAUACCCUCGCUUUGCCCGAAUAUUGCCGCACCUCUCCAUCCCUACCAACUCGCCCCUGGAUGGUCAGUCGUCAAGGUGGCGGAUGGACUGCAUUCACCUCGUGAUCUCCAGUUUGAUACCCAGGGCCGACUCUUGAUCGUCGAGGAAGGCGUCGGAAUCAGGCAGCACACAGUCGACUCAGCAACCGGCUGCGUCACUGCUUCACGCAUGCUCAUCUCGGAUACAGCGCUCAACCAUGGCAUCCACCUGAGCCUCGUCGGCACUACUCUGUUUGCCAGCUCGGCCGCGUCGGUGUUUCGCUGGGCAUAUGACCCGAUUACAGGCAAUGCCGGCACGGAUCCCAUCGAAGUCGUCCAUGGCAUGGCUGUGACGGGCCACGUCACAAGGACGCUGGCCAUACCACCGCAGGCGCCAGAUUUGUUGGUCGUCUCACACGGCUCUUCGGAGAACCUCGACUACAAUUCCACCAAUUCCGCAAUGGCUCGGGCGAUUGUCAAGGUCUUCAAUAUGUCGACAGUGCCAGAGACUGCAGCUGGGUACGACUACGCCAGCGAGGGAUGGAACGCAGGAUUCGGGCUCAGGAAUGAGGUCGGCCUUGCUUUUGAUGGCAACAACAUGCUUUGGGGUGUCGAGAACAGCGCCGAUGGACUCACCCGCACCGUCAAUGGUAUCUCAGAAGACGUCCACAACGACAAUCCGGCCGAAGAGCUCAACCUCCUUGGUGAUGUUACCAAGCCGAAUGACGCAUGGUAUGGCUACCCCUGGUGCUUCACCGUCUGGCGUCCCGACGAGAUUACCGAUCGCCCGUUCAGUAUAGGCGAGCAGUUCGUCCUUGCUCCUGAUGAGAGGUUCAACGAUACUAUAUGCCAGAGGCUAUCGGUGGCUCCGCGACUAAGCAUCCAGGCUCACUCGGCGCCGCUGGGAAGCAAGUUUGAUGCCAGAUAUAUGAACCUCUUCGUCGCCCUGCAUGGCAGUUGGGAUCGCCAGCCGCCAACGGGAUUCAAGGUGGUCGCCAUUCCCUUCACUCGGUCCCCUCAAGGGUCGUACGAACCCGUCAAGGGCCCAUCCAGUGACUCGGGUUACAUUAACGUCUUCUACCCCCCGGACGUGUCGCAAUGCUCAUCCGAUACCUGUGCUCGUCCUGUCGGUCUGGCAUUCGAUGCUGUAGGACGAUUGUACAUAACGAGCGACGCGUCAGGAGAGGUGUUCCAGCUGACAGCCGCAUAG